This is a messenger RNA of Carassius carassius (crucian carp), 1419 nucleotides long. RefSeq names its product high affinity immunoglobulin gamma Fc receptor I-like. The transcript has 8 exons. Gene Ontology annotation, biological process: cell surface receptor signaling pathway. Lineage: Eukaryota; Metazoa; Chordata; Actinopteri; Cypriniformes; Cyprinidae. Bases 12 to 1391 code for a protein of 459 amino acids. The record is from RefSeq and is a predicted model, not a curated record. Gene Ontology annotation, molecular function: transmembrane signaling receptor activity.
AUUCAGUCAGUAUGGAGCUCAGUCAACUUCCUCUUGUGCUUUUGCUGAUUUCAAUCAUCUACUCUGGACAAACUGAAGAAACACCAAAACCCACAGUGACCAUCAAACCUGCUCAACAUGUGUUCAGAGGAGAGACAGUCACUCUCAGAUGUGACAUAAAUGCUGAAGGAGUCACUCGCUGGCAGUACGGCUGGUAUAAAGACGGUUCAGACAAAUCUUUCAGUGAACUACAGGAACACACAUUCAGUUCUGUUACUGAGUCUGACGCAGGUAAAUACUCCUGUGAUGGAGCAGAGCCAGAAGGAUCACACAGCUCACACCGCAGUGAUGAAGUCACACUGACAGUAUCAGGUGAGUUUGAUCAUAUCUUCACAUACACAAACAAGUUUAACAUUUUAUUAAUGAGUGAUUUCUUACCUUCAGAUGAAGCCCAGGCAGUGUUAAGUGUUUCUCCACAGACGGGGUUGACUGAAGGAGAUCCAGUGACUCUGAUCUGUGAGGUUAAACGCUCCUCUACAGGCUGGACAUUCAGCUGGUUCACUCUAACUCUCUCAUCAGACUACAGAUAUCAUUAUGAUCUGCUCUCAGACAGCAGCAGAGGAGCUGGAGGAAACUACACUGUCAGUUCUGCUGCUGUAAAUCACACAGGAGUUUAUGUGUGCAGAGCAGAGAGAGGAGAACCAGCCUAUUACACACAGUACAGCAACAAACAGUUAAUAUGUGUCACUGGUGUUUCUCCUCCAGUCUCUCUGAUGGUCAGUCCCAGCAGAACUCAACACUUCACAUCUGUCUCUCUCUCUCUGAGCUGUGAGGAUCAGAGUAACUCUACUGGAUGGACAGUGAGAAGAUACACAGAGAGCAGGCAGCUGAAAGAUUGUUCAUCAUUACGUCGAGGAUCACAAACAGGAUCUUCAUGUACAAUCAGAGACACCAGAACAUCAGACACUGGAGUGUACUGGUGUGAGUCUGAAUCUGGAGAGAAACAUCAUCCUGUUAAUAUCACUGUACACUCUGGUGUGAUUCUGGAGAGUCCUGUUCAUCCUGUGACUGAAGGAGAAACUCUGACUCUUCGCUGUUUAGAUCAAUAUACAUCCUCACCAAACCUUAGAGCUGAUUUCUAUAAAGAUGGGUCACUCAUCCAGAAUCAAACUACAGAGAUGAUCAUCUCUACUGUCUCAAAGUCAGACGAGGGUUUCUACUCCUGCAAACUCCCAGAGAGAGGAGAGUCACCCGAGAGCUGGAUCUCAGUCACAGGCGAGAGUCAAUCAAACUUGUCUCAUUCAGGAUCUCAGAUCUCUGUCCUCCACACACUCAGUUCUGUACUGGCGGUUUGUCCAUAUCUGCUCGUGACAGUCGUGCUGAUCUUCAAAUGCUGCAGGAUGAGAGACUAAAUUUCUGAACUCUACUCCUAGAGUUCUC